Messenger RNA from Carcharodon carcharias (great white shark), 860 nucleotides. Its product is annotated as histone H3-like. The transcript has 3 exons. NCBI's taxonomy places the organism in Eukaryota, Metazoa, Chordata, Chondrichthyes, Lamniformes, Lamnidae. Gene Ontology annotation, cellular component: nucleosome. Gene Ontology annotation, molecular function: structural constituent of chromatin; protein heterodimerization activity; DNA binding. Bases 1 to 741 code for a protein of 246 amino acids. The record is from RefSeq and is a predicted model, not a curated record.
AUGUCUGGUAGAGGGAAAGGAGGCAAGGGACUAGGUAAAGGCGGAGCAAAACGGCACCGCAAAGUGCUUCGUGAUAAUAUCCAGGGUAUCACCAAACCAGCAAUCCGCCGCCUGGCUCGCCGUGGCGGUGUCAAGCGGAUCUCGGGUUUGAUCUAUGAGGAGACUCGUGGGGUGCUGAAGGUUUUUCUGGAGAAUGUGAUCAGGGAUGCGGUCACCUACACUGAACACGCCAAGCGCAAGACGGUCACUGCCAUGGAUGUGGUGUACGCUCUGAAACGCCAGGGUCGCGCUGCCUUUACACAGUUCAAAAUACAGACUGGUGUUUCUAAAAUGGCCAGGACCAAGCAGACAGCGCGCAAAUCGACUGGAGGGAAAGCUCCCCGCAAACAGCUGGCUACCAAAGCGGCCCGGAAGAGCGCUCCAGCCACGGGCGGAGUGAAGAAGCCUCAUCGCUACAGACCCGGCACUGUGGCUCUGAGGGAGAUCCGCCGCUACCAGAAAUCCACCGAGCUGCUCAUCCGCAAACUGCCCUUCCAGCGCCUGGUGCGAGAGAUCGCUCAGGACUUCAAGACAGACCUGCGCUUCCAGAGCUCGGCCGUCAUGGCCCUGCAGGAGGCCAGCGAGGCUUACCUGGUGGGGCUCUUUGAGGACACCAACCUGUGCGCCAUCCACGCCAAGCGAGUCACCAUCAUGCCCAAAGACAUCCAGCUGGCCCGCCGCAUCCGCGGGGAACGCGCCUAAAACCCGGCUUCAGCACCAAGUAUAACAACGGCUCUUUUAAGAGCCACUAAAUCGACAAAUGAAAGAGCUGCGAUCUCCUGUUGACCACUCCAACACUUAGAAAUCUCGAAGAUACAAUU